AUGCCACGCCACUCCAGAGAGGACGCAGGAUUGGCUCUCGAGGCCGUGGAGAGGCCCGGAGAGUGGAGGGCCCGGAGAGUGGAGAGGCCCGGAGAGUGGGGGGCCCGGAGAGUGGGGAGGCCCGGAGAGUGGGGGGCCCGGAGAGUGGAGAGGCCCGGAGAGUGGAGAGGCCCGGAGAGUGGGGGGCCCGGAGAGUGGGGGGCCCGGAGAGUGGGGGGCCCGGAGAGUGGAGAGGCCCGGAGAGUGGGGGGCCCGGAGAGUGGAGAGGCCCGGAGAGUGGGGGGCCCGGAGAGUGGAGAGGCCCGGAGAGUGGAGAGGCCCGGAGAGUGGAGAGGCCCGGAGAGUGGGGGGCCCGGAGAGUGGGGGGCCCGGAGAGUGGAGGGCCCGGAGAGUGGAGGGCCUGGAGAGUGGAGGGCCCGGAGAGUGGAGGGCCCGGAGAGUGGGGGGGCACGGAGAGUGGAGAGGCCCGGAGAGAGGGGGGGCCCGGAGAGUGUGGAGGGCCUGGAGAGUGGGGGGCCCGGAGAGUGGAGGGCCACGCUCGGCUCUCACGGCCCAGCGUCCUCUCUGCUUCCUGUGUGCGGCUGCAGCUUAAGCUCAAACUCUGGCAGCGAAAAUAACUGGGGUCAAAUGGUGUGUGACGACGUACAGACCAUAAUAACCACUCACAGUCUGUGGAGGGCCAGCUCCACUCUGGGCUGCUCCCUGGACUCUGUGGAGGAGGUGAGGGACAGGAGGCCCCUGGACUCUGUGGAGGAGGUGAGGGACAGGAGGCCCCUGGACUCUGUGGAGGAGGUGAGGGACAGGAGGCCCCUGGACUCUGUGGAGGAGGUGAGGGACAGGAGGCCCCUGGACUCUGUGGAGGAGGUGAGGGACAGGAGGCCCCUGGACUCUGUGGAGGAGGUGAGGGACAGGCGGCCCCUGGACUCUGUGGAGGAGGUGAGGGACAGGAGGCCCCUGGACUCUGUGGAGGAGGUGAGGGACAGGAGGCCCCUGGACUCUGUGGAGGAGGUCGGGGUUGUUCUGUUCUGGUGUGUGUUCCUGGUGCUCAGUACAGAUGCAGAGCUCAGCAUCCCUCUCUGCUCCACAUUCCGGCUCCCGACAGAUGCAGCUCUUUGA
This is a messenger RNA of Knipowitschia caucasica, 1116 nucleotides long. Lineage: Eukaryota; Metazoa; Chordata; Actinopteri; Gobiiformes; Gobiidae. The record is from the annotation of a GenBank genome assembly.